CGUUGGCACGAUUUUUCUUCUAUCCUUAAAUCUUUUCGGGAAUUUUAAAACUAUUUGAAAUUCAGACUAUUGAAUUUGCCUCCAGACCCACUAAGAAUUCGCGUCUUCGUCUUCGUCUGGUCUAUGUCCCAAUAUCCUGAAUGUCAGCAACGGCCCUGGGCGUUUGUACAGUGGGUGGUGGUGGCGACGAGGCCCAGAUUGGCGGGGCGAGCCGCGAGCAGGAACAUCGGUGGCGGGCGGUGCGGCGCGGCUCGGUCUCUCACUCUCAGUACUUCAACUGGCAGCUGGUGAGAGGGACGCUACCGUGCUCUCCCGCUCUCCACACCAACUUUAUACUCUUGGUGCCAGUUUCUUGUGACACACAUUUCUGUACUGGUGGUCAUAAUAUGGCAUUAGAAUACUUUUCGUCAUGUUACAGACGUGACUGAUUAGUUUUGUUAUUGUUACUAACUUAGUUACCAAGGCAGAGGCUGAGAGAAAAAGACAUCUCAAGAAUUGUCACGUAUUAAGGCCGAGCCCUGGAAAAUAAUUUGUGAAGUGUUGUAAGUGUGAGUGCCGGGCAAGUGCUGAAACAUAAACAAAAAUGUUGAUUCAUAAUUAUGUGUGACAACGUUCGUGAAUUAAUAUCUUGGUGAAUAUUAACAUUGCCUGGAUAUUGCUGUUUGGAGGAGAGAGAGCGUCCAGCCCGCGAGGCGCCCCGGCCCGCCCAGACGUGGACGCUACUGGCCACGGCCGCCCACAGGAUGCCCUGCCCAGGCCACCCUCUCGUGUUGUUGCACCUGCUGCUGCUGCUGCUGCUUCUGGCCCUCCUUCAGCAUCCGGCGCGCGGAGCGACACCCGUGCGGCCUGAGGAAUGGUGGGAGGGUCGGCCGCGCCCCUACUUCGCUCAUUCACCCGCCAACCUCACUGUCAUCUCCGGCCAGACCGCCUUCCUGCCCUGCCGCGUCCACAUGCUUGGGGACCGAUCCGUGAUGUGGAUGCGGGGGAGAGACCUUCACAUCCUGACCGUGGGGAAGGUGACAUACUCCGCCGACGAGAGGUUCCAGAUACUGCACAGCCACGAGACGGACGACUGGACGCUGCAGAUCCAGUACACUCAGCCCAGGGACGCCGGGGCCUACAAGUGCCAGGUGAACUCCGACCCCAAGAUUGUGAGGAAUGUGUACCUCACUGUUACAGACAAGCGGUUCCUGGACGGACAGCUGUACAAGAUGCCGGCCACUAUCAAGGAGCAAGGUGAGUUCGGGACGCACAUCGUGGGUGGCGGCACCAGGUUCCUGCAGGCGGGGUCGUCGCUGACCCUGGAGUGCGUCGUCACCCACACCCGCGCCCCGCCCUCCGCCGUCUUCUGGUACCGCGACAACGAGGUGCUGGACUACGACUCCCCGAGGGGCGGCAUCUCCCUGGAGGUGGAGAAGGCGGGCCAGCAGACCACCUCGAGGCUGCGGAUGUCGUCGGUGCGGGAGAGUGACUCGGGAAACUACACAUGCGUGCCCGUCAACGCGCCCACCGCCGCCGUCACUGUCCACGUCAGCACAGAUGAGCUGCGGGCGGCGGUGCACCAAGGCGGCCUGAGCGGGGCGCGGCGAGUCCUUCCUUUAGGCAGUGGGGGGAGGGUACUGUCCUUCCUGCUGGUGGCGGUGGCGUGGCGGUGGGUGCUGUGCCUCACGUAGCAGCCUGGAGCACGCUAAGGUCAGCGGCGUGUGUCUCCCUCAACGCCUGGGUGUGUGGCGGCCCCUGGAGGAGUAGUGUGGCGCCCCUCAGCAGCACGCCUGGCACACACACACACACACACACACACACACACACACACACGUUUCACCCCCCCCCCCCCCACACACACACACAUACACACACAUUUCUCCCCUCCCCCAACACACACACAUAC
Messenger RNA from Eriocheir sinensis (Chinese mitten crab), 1888 nucleotides. Its product is annotated as myotilin-like. Gene Ontology annotation, biological process: synapse organization. NCBI's taxonomy places the organism in Eukaryota, Metazoa, Arthropoda, Malacostraca, Decapoda, Varunidae. The transcript has 9 exons. The coding region runs from base 744 to 1673 and encodes 309 amino acids. The record is from RefSeq and is a predicted model, not a curated record. Gene Ontology annotation, cellular component: neuron projection membrane.